Trematomus bernacchii (emerald rockcod) is the source of this 1414-nucleotide messenger RNA. Its product is annotated as alanine aminotransferase 2-like. NCBI's taxonomy places the organism in Eukaryota, Metazoa, Chordata, Actinopteri, Perciformes, Nototheniidae. Gene Ontology annotation, biological process: biosynthetic process. The record is from RefSeq and is a predicted model, not a curated record. Bases 1 to 1278 code for a protein of 425 amino acids. Gene Ontology annotation, molecular function: pyridoxal phosphate binding; L-alanine:2-oxoglutarate transaminase activity. The transcript has 11 exons.
AUGAAAUACAAAAUAAAAUCAACAUUUGGACUGGGUUAUGUCUUGGCAGCGUGUGUCUACCCCAAGCUCCUGGAUGAAAAAAGCCUUCCCCUGGAUGCCAGGCAGAGGGCAAAUACGCUUCUGGGGAUCUGCAGUGGAAGGAGCGUGGGCUCAUACUGUGCAACAGCCUAUGGCAUACCAUAUGUCUGUAAAAGUAUUACUGAGUUUAUCAUGAGGCGAGACGGUGGAGUGAGUUCAAACCCAGAAGACAUCGUCAUCUCCUCUGGCUCUACGAAGACAUUGUUGAUGGUUCUGCACCUGAUGGCCAGUGGGGAAGGGGAGACUCGCACAGGUGUGUUGACCCCGAUGCCCUGCCCACACACCCUGCCCACACUGCUGAACAUGGCUGGAUUGACUUUGGUGCCUUACCAGCUGUUGGAGGACCGAGGCUGGGCUGUAGAUCUGGACGAGCUGCACCGAGCUCUGAGAACCACUAGGGGACACUGUUCUCCCAGAGCAAUUUACAUCAGCAAUCCAGGAAACCCCACAGGUCAUGUGCAAGACAGGAAAUCAAUAGAGGAAGUUAUUCGUUUUGCUGCAACCGAGGGUCUCGUCCUGUUGGCUGAUGAGGUGUACCAGGACAGUGUGUAUGGACAAGGGAAAGAGUCUCUUUCCUAUAAGAGAGUCCUGUUUGAGAUGGGCAAAGAGUACUCAAAGAAAGUGGAGCUGGUCUCCUUCCACUCAUUAUCCAGCGCCUGCAUGGGAGAGUGUGGUCUAAGGGGAGCGUAUAUGGAGGCAGUUAACCUGGACCCAGCCGUGAUGAAAUAUUUAAGAGAUGCGCAGGCCCCUUCCAGCCCUCCAGUUUUACCACAGCUCGCUCUGGAGGUCAUGGUCAAUCCACCCACCCCCGGAGAUCCUUCCUAUGAAACAUAUUCACAGGAGAUUCUUCACUCUUUGACAACCUUGUCCCAGAAUGCUCAGCGUGCUUGUGAGUUCCUGAAUGAUCUAUCAGGGAUCAAAUGCCAACCAGCGAGGGGGGGAGUUUUUCUUUUUCCCCGUCUGCAUUUACCACCUCAAAUGGUAGAGGAGGCCAAGAUGUUAGGAGUGGAGGCAGAUGUGCUUUACUGCCAGAGGUUACUGGAGGAGGAAGGUGUGCAUUUGGGAGCCGGCUGUGAGAACGGACAAGUAGAUCCAAACUUCCACAUCAGGUUGUGUGUUUUGGCUCCUCCCGACACCCUGGACGAGAUCUUGGCACGACUUCACUCUUUCCACCUGCGCCUGCUGGAGAGGUUUCCCUGAGUCAAGGACACAGACUCGGGGGGAAAAUACAGAAUCCUGGUCAACACUACAUACCUUUUUAUUACUGCUAAUCGUUUGAUUGACACUGUCAAAUACAAUUAUAACUUUUUAUAACUGUGCUGGAGUUUUCUUUCAA